Molecule: messenger RNA, 2283 nt
Organism: Penicillium subrubescens
Lineage: Eukaryota; Fungi; Ascomycota; Eurotiomycetes; Eurotiales; Aspergillaceae
Product: fungal specific transcription factor domain-containing protein
Exons: 3
Coding region: 1-2283 (760 amino acids)
Biological process (GO): DNA-templated transcription
Molecular function (GO): zinc ion binding; DNA binding
Source: RefSeq, a predicted model, not a curated record
AUGCUAGAGUUAUUGUCGAAACGGGCUGAACGGUAUGAGUCUUUGCUUCGCGAUCUGGAAGGGGAUGUUGAUGCACCCACAGCGCGGAGGAUCAGGAAAGCGUUGAAGGUCAAGAAUAAAAAACCCUCGACUCGAAACAAGGACGAUCCCGAUGAUUCGGACUCGAGUUCCUCGGUCGGAUCGCUGGAAGCUGUCGAUCUAGUCGAGGAGGAUCUAAAUCGCAACGAGACUACUCGUGCAGCGGGAUUCUUCGGCAAGAAUUCCGAGGUCACAUGGAUGCAACGACUCGAGGAUGAUAUCGAGCAAAAGUCCUCCUAUUCUGGGAGUCGUCUCCAGUCGACAUCAGGCUCGUCAGCAGCAGUAUCACAGCCGCAGAGUCCACUCGCAGUGGCAGCUGUACUUCCCUCGCAGGAGAAGUGGGACCGUGAUAUCCCCAUCGCAAUGAUGAAUUAUCAUCUCGAUGACUUGGAUAUCCCCCUUGUUAGCGAUGAAUCCGAUCCAAUGACUGUGCCUCCGCGCGAAAUUGCCGAUAAAUACCUCGAUGCGUAUAUGACUUAUGUUCAUCCGACGUUUAGCGUCCUGCGCAAGUCGACCUUCACGGGCCAGUAUCGGCAGUUUUUCAGUAAACCGACGCAGCCACCGCGGAAAUGGCUCGGGAUCUUGAAUAUGAUCUUUGCUAUUGGUUGUCGAUGCUGCAAGCUCCUUGAUCCUGGUACGGAGAGUGCUUGGGAAGAUGGACUCGUGUAUUUGACUCGGGCGCGGCAGUUGUGUCUGCACGAAAAUGUCCUUUUCGAGCAUACCGAUCUGCAGCAGAUUCAGUUGGAGUUUCUGGUAGCUGUGUACUUGCUUUGUUUGGGUCAAGUCAACAGAGCAUCUAAAUUCUCCAGCAUGGCUCUUCGCUCUGCCUUAUCUCUCGGAACAAACCUUCACAUUACAGACGGUCGAACACACGACGCUUCCAAAGAAGCCCGCUGCAGACUAUGGUGGUCCAUCUACUCUCUAGAGUACCUCCUAACCUCCAUGCACGGCCGAGCCUCCUGCAUAGGAGAAGGCCUCUGCUCCGUUCCACCCCCACUCCCCUUCGAAGAAGAACUCUUCGAACAACCAGACAUCGCCCGCCUCUUACAAGACCGAUCCCUCCGCGAAGCUCAGCUCCGCCCAACCCUCUUCGAAACACCCACCCAACUCCAAAGCGGCCCAACCUGGGUGGCAGACUGCAAGCCCUGUUCGGCACUGUUCUUCUACCACCUCACUGACCUCGCUUUGAUAACCCAAGCUGUCCUGAACAAAAUAUACAGCAUUGAGGGAAUCCGCGAGGGCUCCAGCGUGACAGAAUACCGCUUGCAAAAAUAUACUCUUCGCAUGGAUAGAUGGCUCGCUAAAGUCCCCCCGCCUUAUCAAUUCACCGUUCCCGACGCGGGACCCUGGCAUUUAAACCAUGCUCAACUGGAUGAUCAAACUGCGCCAUUUGCAAGGGAACGAGUUUGUCUAGCGAUGAAUUACUAUUCCGCUCGCGUUAUCCUCUGCAGACCGUGUCUCUCGCAGACACACUCCCCCCAACAACCAUCGUCAUCAUCAGCAACCACAACCCCACCCGCCCCAGACGCGAAUCACCGCGCAAAACUGAGAACAGAUAUGGCAACAGAUUGUCUCCAGGCUGCAUGCUCGCUUAUCUCGAUUCUCCCCGAGAACCCAGAUAUAGCAUGGUUCGUCCGCAUAACGCCCUGGUGGAGCGUAUUACAUUUCAUCAUGCAAGCAACCACGGCAUUACUGCUCGCGCUAUCAUUCGUGUCUUUCCCCGAUCAAACCACCCUCCCAAGCUCCUCGGAAUCAACCUCAAAAUCCAAGGCGACUUCAAACUCAAAUUCCAAGUCGGCUUCGGCUUCAGCAUCAGUGUCUGUAUCAGGUUCCGACCCUGUAAUACCGAAUGCACUGGCAUUACUAGAUACAGAUAUCGAGACGGUGAUCGCCCAGUCGAAGAAAGCGCUGCAUUGCAUUCAUACCCUCGCGACUGUGGACCCUGCUGCUCGACGGGCUUUCUUGUUGUGUGAUGGUGUGGUGAGGAGACUUGCGCCAGCGCUGAAGAUUGAUUUGAGGGAUUGGCCGAGGGCGGAGGGUUUAGUUGGUGGUGCGGGUGUGGAUGUGAGUAACAUGCAGAGAGAGAGUCAGGGUCAGAGUCAGGGGCCUGGUCAAGGUCAGGGUGGGCAUGAGGGAAGUGUGGAUGAUGGGAGUCGAAUGGAGGGAUUGGAGGAUUUACUCGAUUUUGAAGGUAAUGGAGUGUAG